Molecule: messenger RNA, 1801 nt
Organism: Colletotrichum destructivum
Lineage: Eukaryota; Fungi; Ascomycota; Sordariomycetes; Glomerellales; Glomerellaceae
Product: Putative Iron permease FTR1/Fip1/EfeU
Exons: 4
Coding region: 385-1488 (367 amino acids)
Biological process (GO): iron ion transmembrane transport
Cellular component (GO): high-affinity iron permease complex; plasma membrane
Molecular function (GO): ferrous iron transmembrane transporter activity
Source: RefSeq, a predicted model, not a curated record
CGUCUGUCUACGAAUCGUGUCCCCAAUCCAGCCAAGGUCUUCGCCGCCGGAUCCUGGUGCCAGACACGGCCUGCUGAUUAUCGAGAUAUGCUUACCCUCUCUUAUUUGUCCUGUUCCGCUGGCGUUCCACCAUCGGGCCCCCUCGCCUCCGUGCCAACACAUCGGGACCCUGACACGCCGAUUAUCUGAUUUGAUUUAUCAGAUCAGGCUGUUCUCGCUGCUCUUGUGGUUUCUUUCAAUCAAAACCUUGACCACCUUCCUUGUUCCUUUCCCCUUCCCCCUUCCCCCUUCCCCCUUCCCCCUUCCCCCUUCCCCCUUCCCCCUCUGAUCUUGAACCGUUUCACGCAUCCUCUUGCACUUGCUCCCCCCUCCAAACGCUCUGCAAUGGCCGUCGACGUUUUCUCCGUGCCCGUGUUUCUAGUCGUCUUCAGAGAGUCGCUGGAGACCGUCAUUAUCGUCUCGGUUCUGCUCGCUUUCCUCAAACAGACACUCGACGGGCCCAACAGAGAUCUGGCCGUGUACAAAUCCUUGCGUAGACAGGUCUGGCUCGGCACGGGAAUCGGUUUCCUAAUAUGCCUGGUCGCCGCGGCUGCCGUCAUCGGCGUCUUCUACAAGCUCGGCCGUAACAGCUGGGAGUCUCACGAGCUGUAUUACGAAGGCGCAUUCUCCCUCGUUGCCGCCAUCAUCAUCACCAUCAUGGGUGCUGCCCUCCUGCGCAUCGGCAAGAUGCAGGAGAAGUGGCGCGUAAAGCUCGCAAAGGCCAUGGAGAACCCCGUCAAGACCGGCGUCGGCCGGGGAUGGCUAAAGCACUUCGCCGAGAAGUAUGCCAUGUUCAUCCUCCCUUUCAUCACUGUUCUUCGGGAAGGUAUCGAGGCUAUCGUCUUCGUCGCCGGCGUCUCCUUCUCCGCCCCGGCGACCGCCGUGCCGCUUCCGGCAGUUGUUGGCUUGCUCGUCGGCGCCUUCGUCGGUUAUCUCCUGUACAAGGGUGGCUCUACCGCCAAGCUGCAAGUCUUCCUCGUCGUCUCGACGUGUCUCCUGUAUCUCGUGGCGGCCGGCCUCUUCUCCAGAGCAGUUUGGGAUUUCGAACAGCAAGAGUGGAACAAUGUCGUCGGUGGCGACGCUGCAGAGCUCGGGAAUGGCCCGGGCUCGUAUGACAUUGACAAAAGCGUCUGGCAUGUCAACUGUUGCAGCCCGGAUCUGAACGGCGGCGGCGGUUGGGGCAUCUUCAACGCCGUCUUCGGCUGGACGAAUUCCGCGACGUACGGCUCCGUCAUCGCCUACAACGUCUACUGGAUCUUCGUCAUCGCAUGCUUCUUCGUCAUGAGAUUCCGCGAGAACACAGGCCGCUGGCCACUGACGAAACCCAAAGCUUUCCCAGAGGGCGACAGACGCGUUUCUGAUGACCACAGUGGGAGCGAGGAACAAAUCGGAACGUCUGAAAAAGACAAGGGCCCAGCUACCACGAAGACGUUCACCACUUCUUCUUGAUUGGCUCGGUGGUGCCCUCCCCAUCUUGCCCUCAGACGUCGGCAGGUCCUUCGGCUCGUGUGUAUAUAGCGACAACCUUAGCAGAGGGCGAAGCUUCUUUUCCGAUUUGCUUGUAUUCUAGGACACGAGCAAGUCAAAUGGUCCAUCCCGACAAAGGGAUCACUCCGGGCUUGAAUGUGUGGUUUUCGAACGAGACCACUGUAUAAGAGCGGCAAUAACAAGCAUCGAUAUAUUGUUCCAAGACCCACUUUCAUCUUUUACAAAGAAAGCCAGGCAGAUCGUGUAUGCAUACGAGUUCUUGUGUGGCUCUGAA